AUGGAGUACGACCUCACCUCGACGGUGCUGCGCUACACCGACCGGCAUCUGGGCUUCCCGCUGCUCAGCCACCUCGCCGGCACCGGCUGGUACAAGCAGCAGGACAUUGCAAAGGCCCAGUAUGAGCUGGCGCGCGGCACGUCCAUGGUGGACUACACGCUGCAGCUGCACGCCGAGGCCUUCCCCGGCGCCGCGCCGCCCGCCGAGCUCGAGACGCAGCGUGCCGAGGCCGUGACGCGCAACGAGCGCCUCGGCCGCGACGUCGAGACGGUGCUCAACGUCAUCGAGGACCCCAGCGUGGCGGCGGCGCUGAAGCAGGACAAGGCGCAGAACUUGAUCUGGCUGGAGGAGAACUACAAGCUCACCGAGAGCCAGAUCAACGCCCUCUACCACUACGGCUACUUCCACUUUGCCUGCGGCAACUACGGCGAGGCCUCGUCGUACCUCUACCACUUCCGCGUGCUCUCGACGGACCCGGCCCUGACGCUCUCGUCGCACUGGGGCAAGCUGGCGUCGGACGUGCUGACGGGCUCGUGGGACGAUGCCCUGUCGGAGCUGAACCUGCUGCGCGAGGCGCUCGACUCGGGCGUGUACACCGACGGCGGGCACGAGGGCGCGCUGCGCCGCCGCACCUGGCUGCUGCACUGGUCGCUCUUUGUCUUCUUCAACCACCCCGAGGGCCGCGUGGGCCUCGUCGAGAUGUUCCUGGCGCCCGCCUACCUCAACACGCUGCAGACGUCGGCCUGGUGGCUGCUGCGCUACCUUGUCGCCGCCAUCAUCAUGACGCGCCGCUCGGUGCGCACGUACGCCGUCACGGGUGCCAACGGGCCCAGCAAGGUCAGCCCGGCGGCGGCACUGCGCGACGUGGCGCGCAUCAUCAGCCAGGAGGAGCACCGCAUGCAGCCCGACCCGCUCGUCGGCUUCGUCAAGCAGCUCUACGCCGACUUUGACUUUGAGGCGGCGCAGGAGCAGCUCAAGCUGGCAGAGGGUGUGGCCGGCGAGGACUUCUUCCUGCAGGAGCACGCCGCCGACUUUGUCGAGGCUGCCCGGUAUCUCGUCUCGGAGGCGUACUGCCGCAUCCACCAGCGCGUCGACAUUGCGGACCUCUCGGCACGGCUGAACAUGUCCAAGGAGGACGGCGAGAAGUGGAUCGUGAACCUGAUCCGCGACACGCGCGCCGAUGCCAAGAUCGACUUCAAGGAGAACAUGGUGCACAUGAACCAGACCCACCCGCCCGUCUACCAAUCAGUGAUCGAGAAGACGCGCGGCUUCAGCUUCCGCACGGCAGCGAUGGGCCAAGCCAUCGACCGCAAGGCGCACCCGCCGGCGAGCGGCGACGGCGGCGCCGGCGGCGGCCGUGGCGGGCGGGGCGGCGCUCGCGGCGGGCGCGGCGGCGGACGGGGCGGCAGCACAGGACGCGGCGGCGGCCGGAGUGGCGGCCGCGAGGAGGGCGAGGGCGCGCAGAGCGAGAUCGCGGCCUGA
This is a messenger RNA of Tilletiopsis washingtonensis, 1482 nucleotides long. RefSeq names its product eukaryotic translation initiation factor 3, subunit 6. Gene Ontology annotation, cellular component: nucleus; cytoplasm; eukaryotic translation initiation factor 3 complex. The transcript has 6 exons. Gene Ontology annotation, molecular function: translation initiation factor activity. NCBI's taxonomy places the organism in Eukaryota, Fungi, Basidiomycota, Exobasidiomycetes, Entylomatales. Gene Ontology annotation, biological process: translational initiation. Bases 1 to 1482 code for a protein of 493 amino acids. The record is from RefSeq and is a predicted model, not a curated record.